Molecule: messenger RNA, 3798 nt
Organism: Haemonchus placei
Lineage: Eukaryota; Metazoa; Nematoda; Chromadorea; Rhabditida; Trichostrongylidae
Source: the annotation of a GenBank genome assembly
AUGUCCGGAGUGCUGCUUCGGUGGUGUCUGAAGUCGAAAUAUGCGAACACAUCACGUUUUAUUUCACUAGUUUCAAAUGUACGUGCUUAUUUCCAACUUAUCUUGAAAUGUUCUGAUUUGAAUUCUUCUCCCUCUCUACAGAAAUGUAUACAGAAGCGUAACAUACUUUUCAAAAUGGUUAACGAAACCCCACCCAGGAUAGUUGGAUACUACGUUGUAUUCCCUCAUAUUCCUGAUGAAACGGUGGAGAACAAUCGUUUCAUGUACAACAUUGCAAAGGGUGAAGAUUGGCCGACACUGGCUACUGCAUCCCCUAAAGAAAUGUAUGAGGGAACAGUACGAAUGCUGAUGGAGUACGGUGCAACUUGCAUGGAACAUCUUGAGCUUCUGAGCAAACUGCCUGCCGAAGAACGCACUUUCGAAACGGUAGUCGAACCCCUUCUAACUGAAGAAUAUGAUGUGGAUUAUGCUCUGCAGACGCUUCUGCUCAAAAUGCUCACAGAUUGGCCAGAUAGUGAUCGGAAGCUUUUUGAUGCCGAUCUUCAUCACAUCAAAAUUAUGAGCGCCCGUGACCAUAUGGAGAAGCUAUCCAAUGCCGAUUUCCAAGACGCGAUUAAGCAACUGUAUGAUGCCAAAGAAGGAUUAACAGAAUGGCAGCUACGACUUCUUGAGUGGUACUUGCUUGAGAUUCGUGCUAGUGGAAUGGACAGAAGAGAUGACAAAACUCGGAAGUUGAUAGGAUCAUGGAGCAGAUUUAUCGAUGAGUACCGCAGCAAAUACAUUUCAAAUGUCAUGGCCACCAACGACCAGCAUGUCUUUACCAUAACCGACAAGGCCAUGUUGAAAGAUGCUCCACCUCACGUUUUACAGACACUUGCUGCAGAUCCAACGCAAUGGGAACAAGGACCUUGGCGCGGUCGUAUGACCCCACAUUCCAUUUAUCCGUUCUUGGAGUACUGUGGGAGUCGUCAGUUGAGAGCAGAAGCUUGGGAAAGAUGGAUCAGCAAGGCAUCAUUUGAUCACGAUUUCUACAAUAACUCUAUAAAUAUUGAAGAGCUCAGACAUAACAAAUUGAAUGUUGAUUUCAGUGAAGGCCUGGCAAAAACAUUGGGAUAUUCAUCAACUUCUGAACAUCGACUUGCGAACAAAAUGGCCGCGUCACCCGAAACUGUCCGGAACUUUCUGAAUGCGUUGACUCGCCGAAUUCGUCCAGUAUUCAUUGAUCGCAUGGAGUCAUGGACAGCUUUUGCUCAGGCUAAAGAGCUCAUGUCCAGCAAUUUACAAGCUCAUGAUCUUGCAUACAUCUGUAGAAAAGAGGCUGAGCACCACUAUGAUGUCGAUCCGUUGGAUUUGAUGAAUCACUUCCCAUUCUGGCCAACUUUCCUCAAUCUGACGAAAAUAAUGGGACAAAUUUUCGGACUAGAAUUUCAUGAUAUAUCUGACAGUGGUCUUGAGCGCGCUCAUCCUGAUGCACGAAUUUUCUCUGUAGAUGAUGUGACAACGGGAGAGCACCUUGGGAGGCUUUAUAUUGAUCCAUUCGAUAGAGAGUCGAAGCGGGGAACAUGGAAUGUCAUGCUCGGAAGAAUGGAUUCGCAAGUUCGUGGUCUUGACAAGAUAGUUUAUCUUGUGGGAUCAGCCAUCGCACCUACGGAAAGUUCACCAUCACUCCUUCACCAUCACCAACUUGAACAGCUGCUGUUCCAUGUUGGCCGGUCCGUUCAAAUGUUACUCUCACGAGCUCCAUAUCGAGAUAUUGCCAUCCCAUGGGCACCAUUUUAUGCAAGCGAUUGGGAUGCUGCGGAUGCAUUUCCGGCAUUCUUACAAUUCUUCAUGUAUAAACCAACUUUGCUGCAAUCUCUCAGUUCACCUCAUAUCGUAAACGGAUCCACAGUGUCUGAUGAAUAUGCUAAUAAUAUAUGCCUGGCUUUGUCACGUUCAACUCUUUGGGAGUCCUAUAGAUCAUUGUUCUGGGCUGAUUACGAUCUCACCAUAUUCGAAAUGGAGGAUAGAAAGCAGAAAUUCUGGUUGGAUUUGUAUCGCGAAAUGUCCAAAGAGUAUUUCCCUUUCAAAGCCGGAAGAAAUGAUUAUCACCCGUGCUCGUUCAUACCCAUAUUUGGUCUUCAACCAUACAUGGGGAUGUAUUAUAGAAAGUUAUGGACGGAGAUGCUCGCAUUAGAUAUUCACGAAACAUUUGACUUCGAAGAUGACGUCGCAAAAACUGGUGAGCGACUGAAAGCUACUAUGCUUUCACGGGGAUCGGGCGAUGUAGCUAAAGAGCUCUAUCGGCGGUUUCAGGGCCGGGAUCCUAGCGUUGGCGCUAUAUGUGACUUUUAUGACCCUCCAUCUUUCUACCACCUAAACGUUGAAGAAGCUAGUCAAGUAAAUUAUAUCGAAAGCGCAGACUUGAGGCUGACCGCUGAAUCCGCUCGCUCAUUACCCUUCUCGACUGCAAGAGAUUGCCUACCCGGUGAGAACCCACUCGAGAUUCCUGGAAGCGUUAAUGUUGUGAUGUAUAACGGUACGGUUGGAGUUUUAGUGGGUAUGUCCAAUGCUACGGGAACUACAACUGGAGGUGAUUCGAAGGCUCCUGAGACGACAGUCGUCACAGAAGUGCCCCCCAGUUUACAUAGAGUACUAUUGUUAAUGGUGAAGAACUUCUUUUCAAAGGAACACUAUCUAGUCGUUUACUACAUAAUGAGGGCAGUAUGCAUUCGAGAGGAGAAUCUGAGAAGUCGACUCAACUUUGACCAAAAACAGUUGAGGCAGCUUCUUGCUGGGCUGAAGAAUGAGAAGCUGGUGAAGGAUCGUCUGCUUCAACAAAAGAAUGAAACCGGAAGGAAUGUCUCGAUCAUAUUCUAUUUCAUCAACUAUCGUGCUAUUAUCAACGUCCUCAAAUACAAAAUUGAUCAUAUGAGGCAAAUGUUGGAAGCUAGGGAGAAGAAUGAACUGCAAAAGGCAAAUUAUAAGUGUGACCAAUGCGGUGCUCAGUACGAGGAUAUGGACAUUGAUCGAAUAUUUGAUCCACAAACAGGGACUCUAAAGUGUUGGCGGUGUCAAGGUGAAGUAACGCAAGAUAUCACAGGAGGACCAACACAGGUCACGAGGACGCUUCUAGCUCGGUUCAAUGAACAAAUGCUACCACUCUUCGCUGCCAUUCGGGAGUUAGCUGGUGUUCAACUAGCACCGCAUCUUCUGGAACCGGACAUAAAUCAAUAUUUGGCCGAGGAAGACAAAACCGCGGAGACUAAUCAACAACUCGUAGACUUUUCGUCGUCAGCUGGAGGCCCACGUGUACAGCUCGGUGGUACAGCACACUCAUAUCAGACCGGCCCGUCAAUUAAAUAUGCCAAUGCCGAUCAGAUUACGGUAGACUUGAACGCUGAUACGAACAGCAAACCUGUCGAGGAAGCAAAAGUGGUUCCCACAUGGCUUCAAGAUGAUGCUAUUGGUGGUGGCGAACAAAACGUGACAGAUGAAGUACUAGGAGCGGGAACUGAUAGCAACGAUGCUGUACCUCAUGUUGCAUCGUCGGUGUCCUUGAGCUUAAUGGCGGAACUAGAAAAUAUUGAAGAACCUCCACAGAAGCGGCCACGUUCUGACGAGGACCAAAACGGAGUCGCUAAUGAUGGACUUGGAGCUGAUGAUGAGGAUGAGGAAGACGACGAGGAAGAGGAGAUGAUUUCUGUUGCCGGAAAACUGGUUCCCUUGAGCGAAGUCACAUCGGAAAUGGUGGCUGAAAUGACGGAGGAAGAACGCGAUCGGUAUACGGCUAUUAUGCAAGAGAAUUUGUAUUAUUAG